Messenger RNA from Lucilia cuprina (Australian sheep blowfly), 6066 nucleotides. RefSeq names its product citron rho-interacting kinase (gene sti). NCBI's taxonomy places the organism in Eukaryota, Metazoa, Arthropoda, Insecta, Diptera, Calliphoridae. Gene Ontology annotation, cellular component: actin cytoskeleton; cytoplasm. The transcript is spliced from 7 exons. Gene Ontology annotation, molecular function: ATP binding; protein serine/threonine kinase activity. Gene Ontology annotation, biological process: peptidyl-threonine phosphorylation; actomyosin structure organization. The coding region runs from base 306 to 5951 and encodes 1881 amino acids. The record is from RefSeq and is a predicted model, not a curated record.
CAGCAUAUAAACAUUUCGCCUUAAUUUAAAUAAAACCGUUGAGAACAAAAUACAACUCUAAAAUGUUUGGGUACUAUCGAACAAUUGUGACGUUUGGGUAAUGAGUACUUUUUAAUUUAAAUACCAACUACUUUGUUUGGCUUGUUAUUCAUUUUUUAAAUUUCAACAGCGACGCUUUGUUUUUUUUCUCCGCCAUUCUUGGCAGCUGCAGGAAUUUUUGAAAAUUGUAAAAUGUUUUAGUGAUUUUUCUGAAAAUUGUUUCUAAAAUUUAAAAAAUAUUGAGACAAAUAGAAAAAACAACAAAAAUGGCACAAUUACGUGAUGCUAUAAGUGUAAGAACCACACGUUUGAACAAUGUUUUACUGGGAGGAGGACGCAGUUAUGGUGUUAGUGCUGCUUUAGCGGAAACCAUGACUCGUGAGUCAUUACUGGAUGCCUUUAAUUUACUAUACCAUGAAUGUGACAAGGAAACGCUGCGCAAGCGUGAUAAAAAUAUUGCAGAAUUUGUCAACAAAUAUCGCAGUAUUAUGGAAGAAACUAAUCGUUUGCGUGUCAAUGUGGAAGAUUUUAGUGUACGCACCUUGAUCGGUAAGGGUUACUUUGGAAAUGUUCAUUUAGUAGUGGAACGUCUUACAGGCGAUGUUUAUGCUAUGAAAAAGAUUAAGAAGUCGGUGGUUACCACUUCACAAGUUAAAGAAGAAAGAGAUAUUAUGUCCAAAAGAUGCUCGGAAUGGAUAACUAAUUUACAAUAUGCUUUUCAGGAUAAUGAGCAUUUGUAUUUGGUUAUGGAAUAUUUGCCUGGUGGUGAUCUAUUAAGUUUAAUGUCUAGACACGGUCCUUUCGAUGAGCCUUGGACGCGUUUCUAUUUGGCGGAAUUGACCUUAGCCAUACAUGCUCUUCAUGAAAUGGGCUAUGUUCAUCGUGACAUUAAACCCGAGAACAUACUUAUAGAUCGUUUUGGUCAUAUUAAGCUGGCGGAUUUUGGAAAUGCUGCCGCCCUAGAUCGUGAUGGUCAUGUAUUUAGUCUAUCACCGGUUGGCACACCCGACUAUAUAGCCCCGGAGUUGUUACAAACGAUUUCAACGUAUAAGUUGACUAAAAAUAUGCAUGAUGUAAGUUGCGACUAUUGGUCUAUGGGCAUAAUUGGCUAUGAACUAAUUUGUGAAAUAACACCUUUUCACGAAGACAAUGUUCACGAAACCUAUUCAAAAAUUCUUAGUCACUGUGAGGAAAGCAGUCUCAAAGAGUUAAUUUCAUAUCCUCAGGAUCUCAAAGUAUCAAAUAAUUAUAAACAUCUUAUUGAGUCUCUGGUAACAAAUCCCUCAAAGCGCUUAAACUACGAAGCUAUACGUAAACAUCCCUUUUUUGAAAAUAUCAAAUGGGAAAAUUUGCGCUCAGAAGUUCCUCCUAUUAUACCGAAAUUACAAGGUAACGAUGAUACGUCUAAUUUUGAGGAUGUACAACGUAAAAAAACUAAAGUGGCUGGUCCAAAUGCUAAGAAAUCUCUAACAACCAUGAUGGGUUCAAAUGAGUUUUGUGGUAAAGAUUUACCAUUUAUUGGUUAUAGUUUUGUUCACAUGGAAAGAAAUGAAGUUGAGGCCGGCGCUAUUGAGGAUGCCAGAUUUACGAAAGUGAAUAACAAGUUAAAGGAGUUGCAACAGAAGCACAAAGAACGUUUGGGAGAAAUAACACAGUUAAAGCAUGAACUUUUACGUGCCGAACUGACUGCAAAACAAUCGAAUACUCAAUCGAAAAUAUUGCAGGAUACCAAAGAUGAAAUCACAAAAAUGAAAAAUAUCAUUAAAGAUAAAAACCUUGAAGUGGCCAAUUGUCGUACACAAAUUAAAACUUUACAGAGUUCAUUGAAAAUUGAACAGGAAAUGUGGGAAAAGAAAGAAGCCACCAUAACCGAUCUAUUGCGUAUGAAUCGUCAAAAGUAUGAGGAUGCAAAGAAUGCUACAGAAUCUCGUUAUGAAAAACGCAUAGCUGAAAAGAAGGCGGAAAUAAAUGCCAUCAAUAAAAAGUUAGACGAACGUGAGGCGGAACUUACGGCCAAGGUUGAGGAAUGUGCUCACUUACAGGAGAAAAUGGAAAAUUACAAAGAAAUGCUUAAACAACAAAAAGAACAGGCCCAACGAGAUCUAGAAGAGUUCGAAAAGAAUAAAACCCAUUUGAUUGAUAUCUAUGAGCAAAAAUUAAUCGAAUUGCGCAAUAAGUUGAGGCAUGAAAAGGACCAUAAGUCACGUUUGACUAUGGAACUGAGAGAUGUCAGAAGUGAGUUGGACGAUAGUAUUAUAUGCACCAAAUCCACGGAAGAGGCUAAACAGGCAACAGCCAAAACAACUGAUGAAAUAAUUAAACGUUUGAAUGAAGAAAUUAAAGCCAACAAUGAAUUGCAUAAACAAAAUACAGAAUAUCAACAAAAAUACUCAGAAAUGCAAAAACAAAUGGAAACACUGCAGCAGGAUGUAAAUCGUUUAGAAAGAGAAUUACAAGUGGCUGAAUGUAGUAAAAAUUUAGCCGAAAGCAAUUUAGUUAACCAAACUUCACCCUAUGAAACAGCCCCCGGCUCUCUAACAGACAUACGAGUUAUUGAAGAACAAUUACGUGCAGAUUUGGAGACAGCCAAAGAAAACGAAAAUACACAAAAGGCCCGAGCAGAUAAGUUACAAGAUAUUGUGGCGAAAUUAGAAGAAAUGUUGGAACGUUUUAACGAACAAAGUCUUUCACCCACUAAACCAUUACCAGCUCCCCGUAAUGGUGGUGGUGGUGGUCAUGGCCAUCAAAUACAGUCUGUGGGUGAUAUGUUGGAAAAACAAAAUGAAAAACUUGAAGAUAAACUGGCAGCUGUACGUGAACAAAUGAUUGUUGAAAGACAAUCGGCCCGUUCUGCCAAUUUAGCUUUAUGGAAGGCUGAAAAACAACUCGAAGAGGUGUUGGCCGAAAAGAAAAUGACCCAGAGACGGAUGGAAUUGACAGAGGAGCGGAUUAAGAAAAUGCAAGCAGAAAAAGAAGAAGCCAUACGUUUGGGUAAACUAACGGAAGAAGCUAAAAAGCAGAAGGAAGAAAGAAUUGAGGAAAUGAAACAGGAAAUUAAGGCUUUAAAGGCGGAUAUACAAAAGGAACAUCGUAUGUGGGAAAGAGCUGAACAGGAGCGCAUGAAAUGUAAAUCUGAGAUUAUUGAACACAUUUCAAAUUGCAAAAAAAUGGAGGAAAAAUUAAGCGAAGUCCGACAAAAACUACAACAGUGUCAAAAAAAAUGCGAUAAACUCGAUGUGGAAAAUAAAACUCUUAUUAAAGACAUUAACGAGGAAAAAGAUCGCCAUUCAAACACUAUCGAUCAGUGUUCAGCAUUGCAAAUACAAUUGAAAAAUCUACAAGACAAUUACGAACGUUUAAAAUAUGCUUGUACCGUAACCGAUACACAAUUAACUGAGGUGGAAACUAUGUUGGAAAAGGAACAAAAAUGCAAUAAAUCGCAACAGGAAAAACUGGAUCAAUUGUAUGCUGCUGCCCGUAAAAAGGAUGAAUUGCAGGCUCAGCUCAAGAAACAAUUGGCCGAAGAACAAUUGCAAAAACAAGCUAACGAAACAAAAAUUUCAGAUUUAACUAGCGAACUGCAAGAAUGCCGUUCCAGCUUAGAGGAACUACAACGAAAAUUCUCUAACCAACAACAAUACGCCAUGGAACAAACAACAAAUUUGUUUAUAACACAAGAAAAAGUGGAAGUUUUACAGAAUGAAAAUCAAAAUAUACAAGCAGUUAAUGAUAAUCAUCAGCGUGAGCUAUUACUGUUAAAAGAAGAAAAUGCACGUAUUUUAUCGGAACUCUUUAUUGCCAAAGAGGAGUGUCAACAAUUGCAACAAAAUCUCAAAGAUGUUUAUGGUCAAAAUAAUGAAUUGCAAAGUGAGGUACAAGAUCUCAAGAGACAACAAGAGGAAAAGGAAAACUUUUAUUUACAAAGAGACAUUAAAUCCGAAGCUACCUUAGCUCAGCAUAAAAAAUUAAUAGAUUAUCUACAAUUAAAGGUAGAGGAUUUAACACAAAAGAAAAAGAAAACUUUGGCAGAUAAACUAUUUGGCACUAACAAUUCUUCAAACUCUAGUAAAAAGGAGAAUAUGGGACCUUCUUCGAUAGAAUCUUCAAUACUUUAUCGCACUUUACAUGAGGAAUUGAAAAGGGAAAAACUCAAAUCAAAAUCCUUGCAAGAGCAAUUAGAUAAAUUACAAGAAAAACAAAAUUCGCUUACAAUGAGAUCACCUCUGAAAAGUAAGGAGAAUCAGGCUGAGCAAAAAACACGAACCCUUACAAAAUCUCCCAAAAAACAAGAAGAAAAUAGAAUUUCUCUAACAACAGCUAAUACAACAUCACCAAAGAAAAAUAACCUUGACAUAGAUGAAGUUGAAGGAAGUGCCAAACAUUUGCAAGCUCAUCAUCGUUUUGAAUUGGCUUUACAAGAAACUAAUAUAGAUGCUGUUAAUUGCUUAGCUUGCAAAAAUCCCAUUAUUUCGGGAGCAGCCUUUUGGAAAUGCCGAGAAUGCAAGAAUGCGGCACAUCGUAAGUGUCGUAGUGAUGUGAAACAAGCUUGUGGUGAUGUAGGUGCCAUUUUGGCAGCUUUUGCUAGUGAACCGGCAGCGGAAUGUUUGGAAUCUUUAGGCAUGGUAGCCACAGCUCCUUUAGAAACCGAUUUAGAUGCUGAAUCUGUUGGAAAAUUUUCAUAUGAAGGUAAAUUAGAUGAAAACGAUGAGGGUACAAGUUGUAAUGAUUCUUUGACGCUUGCUAACAAAAAGUACCAGGGAUCAUUGGUAUUUUCGGUACCACAAAAUUAUACCGAAGACACUUUAGAAGUUGCCUGUGCCUAUGAGAUGGAAGAAAAUAAAAUUCUUUUACUUGGCUGUAAUACAGGUCUGUAUGCUUUGCAUUUGGAACAGCAAAAAUUAGUGCAUAUUGCUGGUGUUGAUGCUGUCAGUUGUAUAGCUAUUUCUCAGCCUUUGGCUAAGGUUAUAAUGGUGGGCUCAAAUGGAGAAUCCUUGUACCAAUGUGAUCUUAGACACUUACAAUCACGCUGCCAAGCCAGUGCUUGUUUAAGACCAGCUUUAGAGGCUUCAGUUUUGGAUCUUCCGUUUGCCAAUAGAACUUCUACUGAAAAAUGGAAACUUGUCCAAAUAUCACAAGAAAGUGAACAGCCUUUAGACACCGUGGCCAUUGCCUCUACCUCUACACGUAUUGUCAUUCUCAAGUACGAUGUAAAACAACAGAAAUUUAAACCAGUUCGUGCAUUGGAUACUGCUACUCCUGUAUCUUCUAUAUUCUAUACACGUCACACGGCUAUUGUAGCUUCAGAUAAAUUUUUCGAAAUCGAUCUUUCGACUUAUGGAGCUGAAGAAUUUGUAGAUGUUGCCGAUCAAUCGCUAUCGCACACACAAAAUUGUCAACCGGUGAUAGCCUUGCGUAUAUCGAAACAAGAACUGCUUUUGUGUUUUAUGGAAUGUGGGGUGUUUGUGGAUGAAUAUGGUUGUCGAUCACGGCCCUACGACCUUAAUUGGGAAUAUACUCCUUGUGGUUUUAUGUAUCGUGCCCCAUUUCUUUAUGUGGCCCAUUUCCAAUCUGUUCAAAUUAUACGUUUACAUCGUUCAUACACCAAUGAAAUGAUGACUGCAGCCGGUGGUGGUGCCGCCCAAAAAGACUUGGAUGCCGAUGUCGAUGAUACAAACAGCGGCGGGCCACAAUUGAAACGUUCCUAUAUACCCUUCUAUAUGCCUACACUACUCAACGAAAGCGGCAAAUUUAAUGCCUUCAUGCUGGCCAUUCAAAAAACUACUGGACUUCAGGAGAUCUAUCAUCUUGAUGCUCUACAAACCUUUAGGCAACAACACAAUGAAUCAAUAGAUACUAUUUCAUCUAUUGCCACUUCUGUGACAUUGGAUUCAAUGGCAACAACCACUGAAUGAAUGUAAAAACAUUAUUUGUUUAUUUUUUCCAUGUUGCAUGUAUUUGUAUGUUACAUGUUAUUUUCUUUGGUUAUUUUAUAAAUUUUUUGUAAGAUUUUUUAUAAAUACUACUAUG